CAAAAAUAAGUUUAAUUUAUCACCUUGACCAUUAUGGCUUUGGUUGACCGAAUGAAUUAUAAGCAAGAAGCAAUUGACACGUUUAUACCUACAUGGAUAAAUUACCAAUAUUGACCAAAUCCACAAUUGCGUCCUAAAGAAUCAACUCCCAUAUCUGUUUUUGUUUCCACAGAGGCUCAACAGUUCUAGACAGCCAUCACUACACUUGCUCCCAGGACUUUACCCAAAAGUAGUAAGAUCUCAAAUAAAAGCUAAAUGCUGUGGAUGCUGUAAAAUAGAAACGAGGCGGGAAAUGCUGGAGAUAAUCAGCAAGCAGGUAAGAUCUACUGGAAGACAAAUAGAGUUAACAUUUCAGAAGGAUGGCCUUUAAUCAGAAAGAUUUGUUUAACCAAAUGUACUUCACCUGCAAGAAAAACUAACACAAAGCCCUUUAGAUGACUAACAAACUCAGCUGUGCAACAAGCAAAAAAAAAUAUUAAGUAUGGACUUCAGAGUCCUGAUGAAGGGUCUGGGCCUAAAAUGUCAAUUGUUUACUCUUUACCAUAGAUGCUACCUGGCCUGCUAAGUUCCUCCAGCAUUUUACACCUGUCACUUGGAUUUCCAUCAUCUGUAGAUUUUCUCCUUUUCAAGAACCUUAUCCAUUUGUAACAAGGAGGGACUACAGGUCCAUCACAUAAGGAUCAGUGUGAGUAAUGAAAUGGCACUCAUUUGCUGUGGGACUUGGGGAAGAUACUUCAUAAAUCACUGGAAAAAUUAUGACCACGACUUUUAUGGAUAGCAUCAAGCAGUGAUGUAAUACUGUUGAAAUUAUUUAUCUGGUUUAUUAAUAGUCAAAAUAUGAUUUUUUUUUCAUUGUUUAUCCAACUUAGAACAAUGUAUUUUCUUUACAGCUUUCCUUAGUAAAAAUUUACAGUGGCCUAUAAUUCCACGGGGAUUAUGAAGUUUUUUCAUGCUAUUCCCAAAUUGUGACAUACGUACAUGUAAAUAGGUGGGCUACUUAACAUUAGGUAAAGUAUUCUCAAGGUGGGUUCUUACUCAGGAUUUGCACACACUGCCUGGAUUAGCAUAGUGUAAUGAGUUCAAAUCCCAACUAACAAGGCGUCAAGCUACAUUCGGCAAACAGCGGGCUCGCGUUUUAAACGGUGAUGAUCAAUUCAAAAGGAAAUCUGAGAUCUCUCAGUGCCUCGUCAGCUGCUCCCGGCAUUUUGGUAUGAGCAAUGUGGAAUAUGCUGAAAACAUUUCAAAACCCUCUAAAGCACCUUUUUAUGUUAACUUAGUCCAUACUACAGAGAAAUCUCGAUAAAACGUCGUGGCCACGCGUUUAAAAUAGAAAAGAGGAAAUGAUAACUCAGUGAGUGUGAGUAUCACAAGGAAUUACGAAAGAAAAUACACUGCCAGGUGCAGAGGCGUAGGAAGAGAGUGAUAAACCGUUGCAUUUAACAGAUUUGAUGGUGGCUGCAAUAGGGCGGACAGCCAACAUGCUGAUGUGGUCGGUACCGGGCUCCAGGCUGCCCUCUCCCCGGGACUCGGCGCUCCGCAGGGCGGCACUGGCUGGAGCCGUGACCGCUCUCCCUCAGCAUCUCCCGGGCAGCAGGAGCAUCAAGGUCUUCAUCAGCUGCAAUCCCGAAGGUGGAAAUAACUUGUGGUGCUUUGAUGCAUGUCUCCUCACAGACACAGAAGCAGAAAGGAAGUCACUGAAGGAGCAUGUGUACCCUAAACUGCGGGAAUUCUGCAGGGAAAACUAUGGACUUGAAUUCCAGGUAAUAGAUGUUUACUGGGGAUUGGAUUCAGAAGAAUGGGAUAAGCCAGAACUCCACAGAAUUCGGAUGAGGCUUUUAGAAGAUUGCCUGAAAACCUCUGCUGGUCCAUGUUUUGUUGGACUGUUUGGGGAAAAGUAUGGCAGUGUUCGCAUACCCGGGGAGGUUGAGACUUCCGAAUUUGAGAUGAUUCUGGAUGCUGCCAUGGAGGCUCAGCUGAAUACAAAAAUCUUGGAAGAGUGGUACUGUCGAGAUGAAAACUCUGUCCCACCAACAUACUACCUCAAACCAGAGUCUGAAAUGCUGAAAGAUUAUCAGAAUAUGAAAUGGAAGGAAAUAUCAGAGGAAAUUAAGAAAGUCUUUAAAACAGCUGUAAACCUAUUGCAACAGCGAGGAACAAUGCAUAGCUCCAAAGCCAAGAAGUAUCUCUGUUCAGCAAUUGAAGAUGAGUUUGAGUUUGCCUUGGGAAACCAAACACCAGCAUUUCUGAGGAAGUGUGUGUGUUAUAUCAGGAAAAUUGCUAACAUUGAUCGUCAUGUGAAGAAUCCAAAAAUGGGCCGAUACAUGGACAUCAUAGAGGUCAAUGGAAAAUUUAUGCGAGAUCCAGUUGCAAGUGAGAAACUUGUGAAACUCAGGGAUGAGUUCAUUCCUACAAUUGUUGCCUCUUCCAACCUGAGAGUAUACACCUCCAUCACCCACUGCGAUAUGAAACUUGGAUAUUCAGAGAAUGUAGAGAACCAUUAUGUUGAAGGCCUUUGUAAGCAGUUCUAUGAUGAUAUGAUUGACAUUAUUCAAUCAACAGUUCAACAGAACUUUGAUAUUGAAACAGAUGCACUUUAUGAUGAAGUGCUGCAGCACUUAUCCCUUUGUAAAAUGUACGCCUCUUUCUACCAAUACCGAUGUGAGGCUUUGAACCUCAUACACAAGUACGUAAGGCCUUGUAAACCAGGACAGGUGAACCCACUUGUGGUGUAUGGUGGACCUUGUACAGGCAAAACACUUCUUCUGGCAAAGGUGGCACAGCAGGCCUAUUCUUGGCUUCAGGAGGAAAUGGGCCCCGAUUCUGAUCCAGUUAUAACUGUGAGAUUUUUGGGAACAUCUGAGUUAAGUACAGAGCUUAAAACCUUACUGCAAAGUCUCUGUGAACAAUUAGCCAUUAAUUAUCGAUGUCUCAUACACAGCUAUCCUCAAAAAAUACAUGACCUGAAGGAAUUAUUCAUCAAUCUACUAAAUGAGUCUUCCUUCCAUCGGCCGCUAGUGUUAAUAUUUGAUGCCCUGGAGCAAUUGUCAGAAGGGGAGGAAGCACGCAGACUGUGGUGGCUUCCCAUUCAUCUUCCUCACUCAGUACGUGUAAUAUUGUCGACACUACCCAACAAGCACAGUAUUUUGCAAAAGCUGAGAUGCUUGAUACCGAAUGAUAGUAACUAUAUUGAACUGCCACAGCGUGACAGAAAAGUAUGCAGCCAAAUUUUGAAGUAUCAGCUUCUGCAAGUGAAAAGAAAGGUUACCUCAGGUCAGCAGAUCUAUGUCAAUGAAGCCUUAACCAAGUGUACACUGCCCAUGUUUGUUAACCUGAUUUACCAUGAGGUCAAACACUGGAGAUCGCACAAGGAUGUCGAUGACACUUCACUUUGUGGAACAGUACAUGAAAACAUUGAACACCUUUUCUGGUCUCUUGAAAAUAAGUGUGGAUCAAGACUGGUUUCAAGAGCUCUUGGUUUCAUUACAAUUGCCAAAACCGGUCUGAGUGAAAUGGAACUGGAAGAUGUCCUUUCACUUGAUAACCAUGUCCUUAAUGAAACCAAAGCAAAUUCUGAGCUUCAGAAUCCACUGCGGAUACCAUAUUAUUUCAUCGCAAGAUUGAAAGAGGAGCUGUGUGGCUACUUAGUGGAGAGGCAGGUGAGAAGUGUAACCCUUCUGGUUUGGGCGAAUCGCCAUCUGCAUCUGAUCGCCCAGAAAUUGUACUUGCAGAACGAGGAAGAUGUACACGAAAUGCACAGUAUCUUGGCAGAUUACUUUUUAGGAGUUUGGUCCGGGGGGAGACCGCGGUUGUUUCAUCCCGAGCAGAGUCAAAUCCAACCUCUGGACAACAACAAGAGUGUGAAUGAGGAGAAGCAGCCUGGCGAGAAGACCUUUGACCGGCAAGUCCCUGAGCAACCGUGGGUCUUCCAGUGCAAUCCUCUGGAACCAGAUAUCUUCUUUGUGAAUCACAGGAAAAGCACUGAGCUGCUGCAUCACCUGACGAGGAGUGAGAGGACAGAUGACCUCAUGUACAAUGUGAUCAUGAACUUCAGCUGGUUGUACACCAUGAUCAAAAUUGGUCACCUUGACAACGUCCUUUCUGACAUAGAUCUUGCUUACAAUUACUCACAAGAGAAAGAACUGAAGUUUCUGGCAAGGACUCUGCGAAGCAUCAAGUUGAAAGUCUCGAAGAACCCAAGCUCACUGUCUGCUGAGCUGCAACAGAGGCUUUUGCCGGUCAUCAGCUCUUUACCAAAGCUGAGGCAUCUUCUAUUAGAGUGCGACAAAGAUGGCCCAAAGUAUUGCUCGAUUGUGCCUUUGCACUCCUCCCUAGAUGUGAUGUACAGCCCCGAACGACUCCCACUGACCAGCAGCCAUGCACACGUGAUCGAGGUGCUGCCAACGUCAAGCCCUAAUGUGAUCAUCGCUGCACUGGAAAACGGUUCCAUCACUACCUGGGACGUGGAGUCACAGCAGAUUCUGCGGCAAAUUACCACUUCAAACUCGGCUGUGCUGGGGAUGAAGCUUACGCACGAUGAGAAAUACCUGGUGGUAUCCACGACAAAAAAUACGUUGCUGAUAUACGACAAUCAUAAUUCAUGCCAGCUGUCGGAGGUGGAGAUCAAGGGCUCCAAGCACUGCAUCGCGGGUGGAGCCAACAGUUUCAUAUAUGGCUUUACUUUGUCAAUUAACCAUGCCCUUGCAUGGUUGCAGGGUAGUAAAGAUGUGCAUGUGAUUGAUUUAAUUUAUGGAUGGCCACUCUACCAGUUCCAUUGCUGGUAUGAAGUUACUUGUGUCCAAUGUUCUCCUGAUGGAGUAUAUGCAUUCUGCGGCCAGUGCUUGAACACAACCACCAUUUUCCUCUUGGGAAGUGGUGAGAAGCUGUCCACAGUGACAUCAGAAUUUUCUGGGGGAUAUGUAAAAUCCCUUCUCUUUCUGGCUGCAGUUCAAGAAAUGGUGAUGAUUGAUAACGAAGGUAGCCUCUCUGUCUGGAACAUAGAUGAGAUUACGAAUCCUCAGCUGAUCGAGGACUUUGACUGCAGAGGGAAAGACAACGAAGUAGUGAGCCUAGAGCUGUCAGAAGACCAAAGCUCAAUCCUCAUCUGUAAGGCUUUCAGCAUCGAGGUGUUAGACACUAGCAUUUGGAAGGUGACUGAAAAGUUCAAAGCAAAACACAAUGAACGCUUCAUAUCAGCAGUCCUUUCUAAAAACUGUGACUCAAUUAUUGCUUCGAUGGAACACAUGUCAUCGAUAUUUGUGUGGCGGAGAGAUACUGGACAGUGCAUGGCAAGUUUGCAGGAGAUUUCAGGAGCCAAUGUAAAGCUGGUUAAAUCAAACCAACACAAUUUGCUGCUGUCUUUGACAAGCAAUGGCAUUCUCUCUGUGUGGGAUAUAGACAUCAUAACGGCCAUCUCGAACAUUGACAAAACCGGGAAAGCAAUUCAAAGCCUUCUCCUGCCAGGCAAAGGUGAACUAAUUUACACACUGGAUGGCUCAGAGUCUGUUUAUAAAUGGAGUUUCAGUACGGGAUAUAUAGAAGCUGUAUUUAAACAUGAGAGCAUUGUGGAAAACUGUGUUCUCACAUCAUCAGGUGAGUUCAUGGUCACAUCCGAUGACAAAGGCAACCAAUACAUCUGGCACACUGUUACUGGAGACAACAUCUUCCGCAUCAAUGGGCAGAGGAUAUCCCAGCUAUUGAUUACACACAAUGAUCAGUUUGUAGUCUCCCUCUGCAACCAAGGUAUCUCUCGGGUAUGGAGGCUGUCCACUGGUCACAAAGUCUGUAAUAUUCUGGUUCCCAUGCAGAACGCAUUCAUCACAUAUCCUAACACCUUCGUAAUUGGUGUUUCAAAAAACAAAUUAUUGGCUGUCAGUUUGUGGACAGGAAGCGUUACAAAGAAGUUCUGCUGUGACGAUGGUACAACCAUUGUAAACUUCAAGCUGAUCCCUGAUUCUCCAGACUAUGUAGUUUUCAUUACAUCAGCUGAAACCCUCUUUAUUUGGAGUGUGACAGAGGAAGCGGUGUGCAGACGUGUGCAGCUUCCAAAUAAUUUCCUAAAAAACCUGGAGGAUUUUCAGAUAUCUCCCAAUGGGAAACUGGGAAUUUUGUCACGGGGCGACGACAACAUUAACAUCAUGGACUUGCACAAUGGGAAACUGCGACUUGUUCCUGCCACUGGAAUUAUUUGGCGUCAGAAACUAUCACGUGAUGGCCGUUACCUGGUGUACAUCUGUUUCAGAAACUGCAGUGAUGAUAUUGACAAUGAGGCUGUGUCUAGUUUAAUCGUGGUCAGGUUGGCUGAUGGGAAAAAUAUUGGAGCAUGCUCACUUUACAAGACUCCAGCUUUUCUGAGUCUCUCCCAACGCCAUCUGAACAUCAUUGUGGGCUUUGACGACGGCAGCAUUGGAACCUACACUGUCGUAGACCGAGUUGACGCAGCCUUAAAAAUUAAAAUAGCCACGUCAAACAGCCGACAUAUUUUUAGUAACUCAUCUCGGCAAAUCAGACCUAAACGUGUGAAUUUUACAUGCAAGCACAUAGCAGACUGCGUAUGGAGAGAGUCUACUGAGGUUUUUGCCAGGGAUAGCCCAAUUACGGUCUCUGAUUCAUGUGAAACACAGGAGACAACACCUACCAAAAAGCAACCUGAUAAAGCAGGUUCAACAUUACAAAUAGACUACAAAUGUCAGAACUUCACAGCUGAAAGCUAAGCCAUGUUUUUGUGUGUGCAAAAAGAAAGUGUAUACAGAAAAAAUAUUUUAAUAUGCUGGGUGUAAUUUUAAAAGUCACUCAAAGAUACUCUGGUUUUAUUACUUUUGAGAAGAGUUAUUCACUAUUUCAAGACGACCAAUAUCUCAGGAGUAAAUUAAAACUUUUCAAUUCAAAACAUUUUUCUUUAUUUGGAUGCUAUAACUUUUCCUGGCAUUGUUUCUCUGGUUGACUCCUGGCAGGCUCAUUAUGGAUAUUAAUGUAUACACAUAAUGUUUUACCUCUUAGGAUUUCUGGGUAAAUGGUUAAUCCGGCCUGAUAUUUCUCUAUUAACUUUAAAUAGUACUAUCCUGAUUGAAAUAACUGAUGUAACUUGUUUUCGGGUAUUUUUUUAAUGGGCUUUACCAAAUCAACCUUAAAUUCUUAGCAGGGACGGUGUCCUGAACUGGAUAGAAUAAAUGAAAAGUAAACUGAUGAUCUGAUCAGAAUACAGGAGGUAACAACAGUGAAUAAUUACAUUGAUCACUUCAUUUCUUGGUUUUCAUCCUUUUUUUAUAAAGAAAUUACACUUUCUAAAAUAGAAGCACAGUGAAGUGAGCAACUUCCAGCUAUUCUCUUGGAAAAUCCAUCUCAGAAUACCAAUUUUUACAGCUUGCAGACAUUGUUGUUCUCCUUCUUAAGACACACUUUGGUAUUGUGUAUUGUUUGAGCUCACACUUUUCCACAAUGUUUAAUUCAUAAAAGAGAAAAAAUAUUUGUUAGUCAAAGCACUCUACGAAAAUUAUACAUCUAGAGAUGAUUUGAUAUUCUGGCUGGAGUCUUGUAUGAUUCCUCCCAUUUUUGUCAACUGCAGCCAUUUUACAAUGUCACAUUGUAAUACAUCAAGGUUGUUAAGAAAUUGAACUUUCUAAAUAUAAAAAUAGUGAAUAUUAGUAUACAAGAUUGGGAGGAGAUUUGGCAGAGGAGAAAAGGUUCUGAUGUGGCAACCUGAAACAUCAAUAAUUCCUUUCCUUCCACAGAUGCAUCUUGAUCUAUUGAAUCCCUUCAGUAGUUUUUUUUUUGGUAGUUUGUUCACAGGUGCCAAGAUACCAAAAAAACUUAAUUUUGCAUCCCAUCAACACAGAUAAUUCCAAAAAAAACUACAUCAAGUUAGUUCAAUAGGAAAGGCAAUAAUGGAAUGCAAAAUAUAGAGUUACAGUUACAAUUACAGAAAAAAAUGGUUUGCAGAUAGACAAAUAAGAUGCAACAGCCACAACAAGGUAGAUUGAGAAACAAAGAGUUAAUCAGAUCCUGCAAUCUCUUGUGUCUACAGUAGGAGGUCAUGCCAGGUUCAAAUAGCAUAGACUGAGGCAAGUUAUUCCAUCGUGGGCACUGCCCUCCAUAGUAUCCAGGUCACCUUCAAGGAGUGAUGUCUCAAAGAGGUGCUAUCCAUCAUUAAGGACCCCCAUCACCCAGGUCAUGCCUUGUUCUCAUUGCUACCAUCAGGAGGGAGGUACAGAACCCUGAAGGCACACGCUCAACAAUUCAGAAACAGCUUCUUCCCCUCUGCCAUCCAAUUUCUGAAUGGACAUUGAAACCAUGAAUACUACCUCACUACUUAUUUAUUUCUAUAUUUGCACUACUUAAUUAAUUUAUCUAUUUUAUUCUAUAUAUGUGUAUUGUGUCCAAAUGGCUGGCUACACAUGACUCCAUGGCUCCCCUCUCUUGAGUCACAGCCCGCUCUGCCACAUUGGGGUUUGUGUGUACGUGUGUGUAUAUAUAUAUAUAUAUAUAUACACACACAUACUUACAUUAAUUCACAGAUUUUUUGUUUUAUCAUGUAUUGUCAUGUACUGCUGCCACAAAGACAAUAAAUUUCACAACACAUGCCAGUGAUAUCCAACCUGAUUCUGAUUAUUCCCCUAAGCAGAUAGGUCAAUGGUCAACAAGAAAUUUAAAGCAAAGGAUGAAAGAGGUAAAGGGUUUUUAGAAGAAUUUUUUUUCAUAGAGGGUGACUUUGAUCUGAAAUCAUGUUGGAAACAAAGGGAUAUAGGGCUUUCAGAGAUUGGAUGAACCUUGGAGACACAGGUGUACAGGUACACAGCAGCAUGGCAGGUAGACUGGGUGGUGAAGAAGCCAGGCUGGUGAGUAUAGAAAUCAGGAAGUUAUGUUGCAUAAGUAUAAGGCCUUGGUAGGACCACACUUGGAGCAUUGUGUAUAAUUAUAAUUACUCUGUUAUAGGAAAGACAUUAUUAAACUAGGAGUACAAUGAAGAUUUAGGAACACUUGAGGGCCUCAGUUAGAGAGAGAGGUUUGAGAAGCUAGGACUUUAUUCCUAGGAGCAUACGGGAUUGAGGGGUGACCUUAUAGAGGUGUAUAAAAUCAGCAGGGGCACAAACUGGGUGAAUGCACAUAGUCUUUUACCACAGAAGGGAAACUUUAAAGAGGUCUUCGGUUCAAGGUGAGAGGUGAAAGAUUUACAAAGGACCUAAGGAGCAAUUUCUUCACACAAAGGAGGUCAUGUAUAUGUGAACCGAGCUGAGGCAGGUACAAUAACAAGAUUUAAAAGAAACCUGUCUAAGUACAUGGAGAGGAAAGGUUUAGAGGGAUGCGGGCCAAGCGCGGGCAAGAGAAGCUGGCUUAGUGGGCACCAUGGUUAGUAUGGAUGAGUCAGGCCAAAAGGUUUGUUUCCCUGUUGUAUUACUCAAUAACUCCAUGUUUCUAUGGAGAAUGUAGCAUUCUGGAUAGCUUGUGCUGUACAGUAUGUUGUUCCAUAAGCAUUAUAAAUUCUUUUGGUACAAAUUUCAGCAAGUAGCUCACCUGUCUAACAGUAAAUAGCAAGAGCUAAAACUGCAUAUACAAUUAGGCAGAUAUAGUAUCUUAGUCAUAAAACUAUUUAUUUUGGAAACAAGGUCUAGGUGUGACCUACCCUUGCAUUAUUAUAUUUCCACACAUGGUGUCAGAUAGUAAGUUUUCCCAUUUGGAUAUUUCAGUAUAUACUAGAGAGGAACAGGUAAUAAAAUCUGAAGUGUGAUCCUGUAAACGUCACCUGGCGAGAUGAAGCAUAAACCUUUGUUGGAGAAUUGUGAUGCCUUACAUUUGUGAAGAUUGUUGAUCAUUUAAUAGCAAAAGCAUGUUUUGGAAAAAAAACACUUGUUAACACAGCUUACCAUUCUACAGUGAGGACUAUUCCAGAAGUGAGAGGGAGAUUUUAUCCUGAGCAGCUAAAGUUUUAAGGCCAUCAUAUUUUUGUGAAGUUUUAUUAUGAUAUGUUGAGAAAACUCUUUAUCGUGCAAGUAGACACAUAGAAAAAUGAAAAUAUUGUAUGAAGAAGAGUACUUCUAAUAUUAGCACUUUUACAAACAAAGUCACAACAGAUCUGAAAGCUUGCAUUUAGAUGGCUUAUCCAAUGCAAGAAAAGUGUGUAAAACAACCCUUUCCUCAAUGAACACAAGAUAUUUUUAGGAUAUUGUAAUUUUGCAUUCAUUAGAACAGAUGUUGACUUUGGCAAUAUUGACUUUAUAGCAACUGAAGACUGGGAGGUGUGUAACAUGCAGACCAGCAAUCACCCUUUAGGCACUUUGCUAUUGACCGAAAUUACUAGGAUUGUGCUUUGCGGCCAGGUGGAUCAUAUUACAUCAGCAGUCCUCAGUCACUUCCGUUAAAUAUGCUCGUACUGCAAUGGUUCUGUGUUGUGUUCUGCUUUGGAGAUAAGGUUCCAUUGUAUUCAGUGGAACUGAAUUUCAAAAUUGGAAUACAGCACACAGCUGCUGCUGUAUUUAUUUGCAUAUGUAGCACGAACAGCCACGGCCUGUCUCAUUGAAAUGUACAAAAUUUUAAGGGGCGCUGACAAGGUGGGAAGUAGAGCUGAUGUUUCUCCUGGCUCAAGACCCUGAAAUGAGAGAUCACUAUCUCAAAAUAGAGAGUCAGUCACACAGGACCGAGUUAAGCUGAAAUGUAUUAACCCAGAUCCAGUCCAUGGAAGCUCAGUUAAUAAGGAUAUUCAAGAUGUCCAUGGAGGAAUGUUGGUGCAUUCCAGGCUGCAGGAAUAUGUGCCGAGGGAUGCACUGAUACUUGGUGGAGCCAUCGCAAGGGCUAAGUGGAAUAGAUCCACAGUAUAGGGUUCUUCUGCAAUUGGAAAGCGAGAAGCAGCAUUGAGUGAGGAAGCUCUUCAAUUAUUGUAGCAAGGCCACAAGAGUGGCAGUAGUGCAGUUGAUACAUAUGAAUGUAAUAGAAAGGAGCUGAAAGCAUUGACUGUGAAUGUAAAGAAUGAAAAGACACUGUUCAUUUUAGUUUGGUAAGUACUUUUAUUAUAAUAAAGUUUAUUUUGAUAAAAGGUAAGGAUCAAUAGAUAUUUUAGAUUUAAAGGAUGUGUGUUUGACACAGAUAAUUGGUAAAAGAUUAGAAUCAUCUUGCUGAGUGGCAGAGGAAGGACAAAGCAAUGAACGACCACCUCCUGCCUCCACUUCUUAAAUUUCUUCUGCUUUUCAUUCACACAGGCCGUGUUUGAACUUGAUUCUCCUGAUUUCUCUAACAACUGGUCACCUCACUACAGGAAGGAUGUGGAAACCAUAGAAAGGGUGCAGAGGAGAUUUACAAGGAUGUUGCCUGGAUUAGGGAGCAUGUCUUAUGAGAAUAGGUUGAGCGAAUUCAGCUUUUUCUCCAUGGAGCGAUGGAGGAUGAGAGGUGACCUGAUAGAGGUGUAUAAGAUGAUGAGAGGCAUUGAUCGUGUGGAUAGUCAGAGGCUUUUCCCAGGGCUGAAAUGGCCAGCAUGGGAGGGUAGAGUUUUAAGGUGCUUGGCAGUAGGUACAGAGGAGAUGUCAGGGGUAAGUGUUUUACGCAGAGAGUGGUGAGUGCGUGGAAUGGACUGCUGGCAACAGUGGUAGAGGCAGAAAUGAUAGGGUCUUUUAAAAGACUCCUGGACAGGUACAAGGAGCUUAGAAACAUAGAGAGCGAUGGUUAACCCUGGGUAAUUUCUAAGGUAAGGACAUGUUCGGCACAGCUUUGUGGGCCGAAGGGCAUGUAUUGUGCUAUAGGUUUUCUAUGUUCUAACUGCUAGCAAAUUAACAAAGGCAGAGUCAUUCCGGGUUUCUUCCCCAAGUGCAUACACUUGUGUCAUGAUUGAAUCACCAGACAGGCAGGCAGAAUUCUGGACCACUGGUCCACAAACUUGAACUUGAAUCACAUAAUGGUAGCAGAGGAAUUUAAAUUUAAAUAAUUAAAUGCAGCGGAUUCCGGUUAAUAGCAAUACAUCAGGACCAGUAUAAUCUACCCCAAUUAAGUAAAUGCUCUAAUUAGCCGAAGUUUCAUGGAAAUAGCUAAAAAGAAUUUAAAAAGGACUACCAUUUAACUGAGUAACAAAUUAUGCAUUUAAAUGAAAUACAGAACAAAUUAGAACACUACCAAUACUUUUACAAGUACUAUAAAGUAGUGUAUUAGUUCCUAAUAGUUAUCAAUGAAGGAAUUCACCCAGUGUACGUGGCUGCGUUCUUUUCAUUGACUAUAAAUGAACAAAAUCUUUUCACUUCAAAUCAUUGUUGGGAACUUCAAUCAGGCUGCUUUGAAGAAAUCUCUACCCAGCUAUCAUCAACAUACAACCUGCAGUGCCAGAGGUCGCAAUGCACUCGCCGACUGCUAUACUACGAUUAGGAAUGCCUACCGUUCCAUCCCCAGACCGUAUUUUGGGAAAUCUGAUGACUUGGCUGUCCUCUUCCUAUCUGCAUACAGGCAAAAAUUGAAGAGCAAGGCUCCCGAGAUAAGGACAACAAAGAGGUGGUCACGGGAGUCAAUGGAGUGGCUACUGGUUUGCUUCAAGUCGCUAGAUUGUGCCACGUUCAUGGACAUAAAAGCAGUUAUAAGUGAGUGUAUCCCCACAAAAUCAUUCAAGGUGUUCCCCAACCAGAAGCCCUAGGUGAACCAAGAGAUCCACUUACUACUGAGGGCCAGAACAGGGGCAUUCAGGUCUGGUGACUAAGUAAGAUACAAAAGGUUCAGAUGCAUUCUCCAGAAAGCCACUUCACAUAUGAAGUGGCAAUUCCGGACCAAACAUGAAGU
Hypanus sabinus (Atlantic stingray) is the source of this 12741-nucleotide messenger RNA. Its product is annotated as NACHT and WD repeat domain-containing protein 2. The transcript has 8 exons. The record is from RefSeq and is a predicted model, not a curated record. NCBI's taxonomy places the organism in Eukaryota, Metazoa, Chordata, Chondrichthyes, Myliobatiformes, Dasyatidae. The coding region runs from base 1449 to 6710 and encodes 1753 amino acids. Gene Ontology annotation, molecular function: protein binding.